Scaptodrosophila lebanonensis is the source of this 1688-nucleotide messenger RNA. RefSeq lists its product as uncharacterized. Lineage: Eukaryota; Metazoa; Arthropoda; Insecta; Diptera; Drosophilidae. The record is from RefSeq and is a predicted model, not a curated record. The coding region runs from base 275 to 1288 and encodes 337 amino acids. The transcript has 5 exons.
GGUGAAAUUUGAAAUGCGCACAAUUCGUAGUAGCUUCAUGUAAAGUGUGUGUUUGUCUACCAACUGAAUUAUUGAGGCUUUGCAUCAAAUCAGUGAAAAUCAUAUGCACUCAACGUGAAAGCAAAAUCGAAUCCUUUAUCCUUACAAUUUGUAUUUCGUUUACAAUUUGUAUCAUUGCGUAUCUACUUAAAACACACAUACAUACACAUGUAUUUGCAAAUAUCUCUCAAAGUCGCUUUUGGUAAGAUCAGCCUUAGCCCCCAACCUUAAAAAGAUGGCAUCUUCCUCUCAGUCAAAGAAGAACAAAUCAUCUGGGUUACGCAUUUUAUGGAUUCCCGGCGGGCGAAAAAGUCACCCAAAAGGCCGUUUUAGUACAACAAAUAAGCAUAUUUCAUAUUCGCCAAAUCAAAAAAAGAGCGAAGUUUGGACAUUGGGCGGCAGUAAAUCGCAAAGCGGUUUGAUUGAUGCACAAUCACCAGAAGCCAGCGUUGCGUCAACCUCGUCUUUAACCGUUUUGGCACCAAUUUCUUGUACUCUCUCCAUAAGUUCGGAGAAAUUGGUGGAAAGUAGCGACGCCAACGCUUUAACAGCAGGCAAUUCCCCCGCCGUUUCAGAGUGUGCAACGUUGCCUGUAACGCCCAUCUCUGCCACACCAACACAAUUGGCCGGUCCAUUUACAGAUCAGCAGGCUUCAGGCAUGACGACAGUUAAUAUAAGCGCCAACGAGGCGCUCUCGAAAAACUUGACAUCGCCACUGGUUGUUACAACCGUCGAAAUUUUGGACUUACACAAUCAUCUCCAUCCCCAUGAUUUGCCAAAAGUGCCAUCAUUUGCGGACCUCUCAACAUCGCCCGUAGUACUUAAUAGCUCAGCUGGCACCACAGCGUCCAUAGAAACUAACUCUUCGCCACAUGGCAAUCGAAAGAGUGGCACACAAACCACCUCGCCUCAAGCUUCUCCACAAAAAGGGCGAUAUAGGAAUCACAACAACAACCAUGAGGACAUCAAUUCGAUUGAAAGCAUUUCUAGCAUUAACAAAAACAUACUUAACGAUGAUUUUGAGUGGAUCGACGUGAUGAUGCAGGAACGCACUUGUGAGGAGUUGAAGCACAAGAAUAAACGCAAAAAGACUAAGAAAGCGUUGCAAAACAAAGAAGCCGACCAAUUGGAUGGUAAACAGUUAAACUGCAACGACGCCAAAUCGAAGGCUGAUAGCGACGAUGGGGACGAUAAAGUCGUCAAGUGCUUGUAUUAUUCACUCAUGUGCUGCGAUUGCACUAUUUCCUAAACGAGAAAAGGGAAUGCACACACACACACACACACACAUCUAUGCAGGGUUUCCAUUUAGAAAGUAUUUUAGCAAACUACACACAAUCCAUAUAUACCACUUUUAUACGUCUAUAAUGUAUGUACUUACAUUACGUUGUACAAUGCUGUGUUCAAAAUAAUACUUAAUAGCAAUUAGAAAUGCAGCGGUGCUGCUGUAUUUUUGAGCGCAGUCUACUAAUGGCUUAAUGCCGAUCGAAACAAAACGUGAUAGAUUUAAUACUACUCGGAAUUCUCGAAGGCAGCUAUAACUUGAGUCGAAUCUUAUGUGUCGUAUGUAAUUUUUUGAUAAAACUAUACACACCUAGAUGUUAACGGAUUUGAUACCAUGAAUAUAAAUUGAUUGCAACUGAAUAUACAUA